This is a messenger RNA of Caenorhabditis remanei, 1224 nucleotides long. RefSeq lists its product as uncharacterized. The record is from RefSeq and is a predicted model, not a curated record. NCBI's taxonomy places the organism in Eukaryota, Metazoa, Nematoda, Chromadorea, Rhabditida, Rhabditidae. The transcript has 5 exons. The coding region runs from base 1 to 1224 and encodes 407 amino acids.
AUGAGCCCAGACUGCUUCUAUUCCGACAUUGAAAAGAAAAUUAUGGUAGAGAACUGUGAAGCAAUAAAAUCGAAGAACACGGAGUAUGUAGCCUGUCAGUGGAAGAUCAAAAAAGAGGCGCCCGAUUUGUCUAAGUACAAAUGUCUCAAUGGAUUUGAUUUUUAUAAUAAUGAAGUUCAAAAUCAAAUCGAGAAGUUUACAACAAAGAAGGAUUGUGUCAAAGAGAUAUUGGAGGACUACUGUGGGCCAGCUGCUGGAGAAAAUGUUGAUUAUAAUGCCGAGAUGACUGCAAAAGCCGAGCAGCUCACUCAAUUUGUUGGAAGAUGUGGUCCGAUAGAGCGCGAGUUGGUUGACUUGAGAAACUUAACAGAGGAUUAUUAUCCAAAAGCUGAAGUUGUCAACAAUAUGACCGACUUGUGUCAGAAAGUAACUAACUGCUACGGUUCAAUAAAAUGUGCAGCAUCCAUUGAUAAAAUGAACCAAAACAAGUUACUAUGUGACGAAGAUAGACUAAUGUUUGGAGAGGUUCCAGAAUGUAUCAAGUGGUUGUUCAAGGAAAUUUAUAUGGUUGAUUACUAUGAUUGUUUGAAGGAUUAUGACUUCUUGUCGUAUAACAUGGAGACCAAACGAAAAGCAUUCACAUCUGGGAAGUCUUGCGUAUUUCAAGUUUUUAAUGAGAGUCAAUUCUUUGAAUGCGACCGUGAUGCAGUUGAAUUAAUUCACAAAAAUUAUGACCUAAUCGUUGAUUACCUGACCACAGAUUCAUCGAAAAAACUGUGCCGAGGUGUCAAUCCGCUUUAUCAAAAACUUCAAUGCGAAGUGAUAAAAGAUAAAUGGCUUAGCAUGGAUUCGGAACUGAUUAAUUCUGGAAACAACACUCAGGAAGAGAUUGCUGGCUUUUUGGAGCUGGGAAAUAUUCUUAAAGAAUGCAUGUCACAUUCCUGUCUCUACACUGAAAAGGAAAAAAGUUAUGUGGAUUAUCGACAGAAAGAAACUAAAUUUCGUAACAGUCCGUUCGUGAAAUGUACCACAAAAAUUUAUGAGAUGAAAAUCGACACGUACGAGAAGUAUCCAUGUCUGAAAAAUCAGGAGCCUAAAGAAAAAACGGAAUGUAAAAAAUUGAUGCUGGAGGAAUUGUGCGGAAAAGAAGCAGCAGACAACUUGGAAGAAACUCAAGAAUUUUUUGAAUUUGCUUUGGGAAACAACACUGAAAUCAUUCAAUAA